AUGUUAUUUUCAUCAUAUAUUUAUCGUAAAUUUAAUACUAUAAUAUCUAAUUUUCGUCAUUCAUCAUCGAAUGUAACAAUUAAAAUUAGUCAUGUUGAUGAUACACCAUCAAUUCGUCUUAUUGGAAUAAAUCGUCCAUCGAAAAGAAAUUGUGUUAAUCAUUCUACAGCACUUCAACUUUUUUCAGCAUUUCAACAAUAUGAAAAAGAUGAUAGUGUACGUUUAGCUAUUUUAUAUGGUGAAGGUGGUUCAGCAUUUUGUGCUGGUUAUGAUUUAAGUGAAGUUGCUUCAGCAAAUCUUCCACUACCAAUGAAUUAUAAUAAAGAUAAACUUGCACCAAUGGGACCAAGUCGUAUGAAUUUAAAAAAACCAUUAAUAGCUGCUAUUGCUGGACCAUGUGUUGCUGGUGGUCUAGAAUUAUCACUUCUAGCUGAUAUGCGUGUUGGUGAACAAUCAUCAAAAUAUGGUGUGUUAUGUCGUCGUUUUGGUGUACCACUUAUUGAUGGUGGUACAGUUCGUUUACCACGUCUUAUUGGUCUUUCACGUGCACUUGAUUUAAUUCUAACAGGUCGAUCUGUAACUGCACAAGAAGCAUUUCAUAUUGGAUUAAUUAAUCGUCUUGUACCUGAUGGUCAAUGUUUAUUGGAAGCAAUUCAACUGGCAAAAGAUAUACUUCGAUUUCCCUAUGAAUGUAUGAAUACUGAUCGAAUGUCAGCAUAUUUUUCUGUAUCGAAUACAAUUGAUGAUAGUCUUAAGAAUGAAUAUGAACAUGGAAUAAAAUUAAUUGAACGUGAAUCAAUAUCAGGUGCAAAACAUUUUGUUGAAGAUAAACAAGGACGAGGGGGAAAAUAUGAUGAUAUUAAAUGA
Molecule: messenger RNA, 867 nt
Organism: Rotaria sp. Silwood2
Lineage: Eukaryota; Metazoa; Rotifera; Eurotatoria; Philodinida; Philodinidae
Source: the annotation of a GenBank genome assembly